Molecule: messenger RNA, 4851 nt
Organism: Aureobasidium musti
Lineage: Eukaryota; Fungi; Ascomycota; Dothideomycetes; Dothideales; Saccotheciaceae
Source: the annotation of a GenBank genome assembly
AUGCUGGCCUCCUUCUGGAAGACGCUCGUCUUCCUGGCAGCUCUACCACUACAGAAUGUCUCUGCUCAACAGUACAUGGGAGAUGUCAUUCCCAAUGCCACAUACCCUGGUGUUCCUGGCUCAGAGAUCGUCUACUUCAGAGUCAAGGAUCCCGCUGGAGUAAACAACAACCUCACUCUCGUUAACUAUCAAUCUUUCGGAUCAAAUGGCAAGCGUAUCAAUCCAGCUAAGGUCAAACGUGCUGUUAUCAUCAUCCAUGGUCUUAACCGCGAUGCGGGCACUUACAUGGCUAACGUGAGUUGUUUACAAUGCCUCACAGGCGACCCCAACAUCAACUUCGAUUCCGUGGUAAUUAACGCACCCAGCUUCCCCAACGGAGAUGACAAGAAUGUCUCAUACCCCUACUGGGAUUACCCUCCUGGUGCUAAGAGAAAGGCUGCCGGCGGCAAUCAAUCCUGGACCAACUUGCUUGUAUGGAAGGCAUCGCAAUGGGCUGGCGGCGGUACCAACCAAUACCCCAACAAGGCCCAAUCCGUGUCUUCUUACGAAGUCCUCGAUCAGCUGAUUGCAUGGUAUGCCAACAACUUCCCUAAUCUUAACCAAAUCGUCAUCGCUGGCCACUCUCUUGGUGCACAGACUGUCCAACGCUAUGCUACUGUUGGCAAGCCUCUGAGCUCUAUCGGAGUCAACGUCCCUGUUACCUACUGGAUUGCCAACCCAAACAGUCUUGUCUGGCUGAACUCAUCUCGUCCUCUUUCCACUGCUGGCUGCGCAGAUUACGAUGACUGGCGCGAUGGCCUCUCUAACUACACCGAUUACCCUAGCGUUUACAAUACCGGUCUGGUCGCUUCUGGUGACGCACAAGUACAAGCCAACUACCAGGCUAAGAACAAGGCCUACGCUCGUGGUACCCUUGACAUGGGAGAUGACUCGUCUACCUGUGCUCCUCGCACUUCUGGCGCCAAUCGCCACGAGCGUUUCUACUACUUCAUCAACUGGUGGGCUCCUACUUGUGAGGCCCCUACUACACCCUCAGGCCACUGUGACACCGUCGACUUGAUUCCUAUGGGCCAUGAUGGUGGUGGUAUGAUGGCUUCUCCUGCCGGUCGCGCUCGUCUCUUUAGUGACAACUUCUAUGGUGAUGGCGCGAGAUCUUAUGAUUUCGGUUACCCUCGCAUUCAGUCAAACGUGGAUGAUCCAUACCCCGACCCUGCUCAAAACUCGUCGACUGAUGCUUCACCCAAUGCGGGUACAUACGCUGGCAACAUGACCUAUGCAGGCUGCUACACCGAUUCUGGCACUCGUACUCUGGCCUACAUGGCCUACGACUCCACCUCGAACACUAUCGAGAUGUGCACUAACGCUUGUCUCAAUGCUGGCUACUCGAUUGCAGGCUUGGAAUACGGUAGCCAGUGUUGGUGUGGCAACACGAUCGGUCCCAACGCACGGAAAGUCCUGAGUCUUGGUUGUUCUCAACCCUGCGCCGGAAACACUACCGAAAACUGUGGUUCGGCCAACCGUCUGCAACUUUACUCGAACAUCCCUAUUGUUCAGACUGUUGCUCCUUCCAAUCCCGAAGUCGUCGGCAACUACUACUUCGCUGGGUGCCACAGUGAAGCGUCCAGUGGCCGUGCUCUUUCCGGUCCUUCAUAUUCUGAUGGCAAGAACAUGACUCUUGAGAACUGUGCAGCCUUCUGCAAUGGCUACAAGUACUUCGGUAUCGAGUACGCUGGUGAGUGUUACUGUGGUUCAUACUUUGGUGCCAGCAGUGCAGUCGUGUCGGACGACACUUGCUCUAUGGUGUGUACCGGUAACUCCCUCGAACUUUGCGGUGCAGGUGGUGCUCUUUCUGUCUACGAACUUAGCUCUGAUGCGAACGUCACGACUAUCACUCAGGGCUCAACAACCGCUGCAUCCGCUCCGACAAACACCGGUGCAUCCUCUACCCUUCCUUCCAGCAGUCUCUGCCCUGCCACCAAUGGUCAGUCCAUUGCAGACUCGAACAACGUUACCUACACUAUCGCCUGUAGCUCAGACACAAACGUUGGCUCAUACUCCAGCGCUCAAGCAAGUGGCUCAUACUUCGACUGUAUGGUUGCUUGCGACAAUGCUGCAUCUUCUGGUUGUGUUGCAUUCACUUAUACUGUUGCUGAUUCGAACAACGCCACCUACACCGUAGCAUGUUCUUCAGACACAAGCAUUGGCUCGUACUCUAGCGCUCAAGCAAGUGGCUCAUACUUCGACUGUAUGGUUGCUUGUGACAAUGCCGCAUCAUCUGGAUGUGUUGCAUUCACCUAUGUCGGUGGAGCGCUGGGAUCUGGUAGCGGCACCUGCUACCUUAAGAACAGUGUCGGUAGCUUCACAGGAGCAGCCAACAACCUUGUGUCUGGAUCAAGGGUCUCGUCUGGUUCUACUGGAGGAGCCGUCGCCACAACAACUUCUUCUGCCGCUGCUGCAGCGACUACAUAUGCAGAUGGCGCAACACCUUCUGUCAAUGGUGUUACUUACGCUAUCGAGGUCAACGUAACCUACUCUGGCCAGACUCUGACUCUCACAAAGAAGCGCGCCGCUGCCGUCAUUGGUGACUGCUUGAACACUUGCUCUCAGAGCACCUCAUGUGUCGGAACCGCAUUCGACGGUUCUGUUUGCACGUACUAUGGCUCGAUCGACACAAGCAGCAAAGUGUCCGCUCCUGGCACGACUUUUGCUACUGUCGAGGCCCGCAGUACCGCUACAUCUACCUCUUCGAGCUCUACAGGACUUCCUUCCGCCUCGCUAUGCCCCAGCGCCAAUGGUCAAACGGUUAAUGGAUACGUUGUCAGCUGUUCGUCCGACACAAACAUCGGAUCGUACUCGAGCGCAAAUGCCGUGAACUCUUACCUCGAGUGUAUGUCCGCCUGCAACGCUGCAGCUUCCACUGGCUGUGUUGCAUUCACUUACGUUGGAGGCAACAAUGGUGUCGGAUCGGGUUCAUGCUAUUUAAAGAACAGCAAGGGUAGCUUCACCACCGCUGGUGGUCCCAACUACGUCGCCGCUAUGAUUGCCUCUCAGCCUUCAUCAUCGUCUUCAUCUUCGUCGAUCAGCUCAACUCAGAGUGGAACUACCAGCUCCUCUGCAGCUGUGUCUUCGAGCUCGACUGCAACCUCUUCUUCUGCUACUGCCUCGGCCUCAAGCGGCCUCUGUCCUUCUGUGGACUCUCAGGACAUCACCGAUUCGAACGGAAAGGUCUAUACCAUUCGUUGCCAGUCUGAUACCGACGUCGGCUCCUUUGCAAAUGCUCAAGCUGCUAACACCUAUGCUGACUGCAUGACUGCCUGCGAUUCUACAACCGGAUGUGUCGCAUUCACUUACGUCGGUGGAGCUCAAGGUCAAGGUUCAGGAACCUGUUGGAUGAAGAACAGCAGAGGAAGCGCCACCUCAGCCGGUGGCAACAACUACGUCGCCGGAUUCUUGAAGCAGUCCGCUUCGAGCUCUGUUUCGUCUGCUUCUUCAAGCUCAACUUCAUCCACCACGGUUUCGUCUACCACAGUCUCGUCGUCGGGAGCAGCAUCGAGCAGUUCUUCCGCUAACCUUUGCCCGCAAGCAAAUGGACAGAUCAUCACUGAUGCAAACGGCAAGACUUACAACGUGACUUGUUCUUCGGACAACAGUGUCGGCUCUUACACAAACGCUCAGGCUUCUUCGUCCUACCUCGACUGCAUGACAGCCUGUGAUGCCGCCUCUUCUUCAGGCUGCCAGGGCUUCACCUAUGUCGGUGGCACAUGUUGGUUGAAGCAGAGCAUGGGUGCUUACACUGCUAACGGCAACAACUACAUUUCGGCUGUUCUGGUCGUCAACUCCAACUCUAACGUUGUUUCUCUUAGCAGCUCGGUCUCUUCAUCGACCGCCUCUUCAUUGACCGCCUCUUCAUCGACCGCCUCUUCGUCGAACCCCUCUUCCUCCAUUACCUCUUCCUCGACAGUCUCGUCGAGCAGCACUAGCAGUGUCGCUUCAACUUCGUCGAGCAGCACUGUUUCUUCUUCAUCGACUGUCUCCUCAUCAAGCAGCAGCACAGCCUCAUCCUCAUCAAGCAGCAGCAGCACUGUUUCAUCCUCGAGCUCUUCUAUUUCUUCCACCGCUACCUCUUCAAGCAGCAGCGUGAUUCCAUUAUCAAGCAGCAGCACUGUCUCUUCCUCGUCGAGCACUGUUUCUUCAUCUUCAAGCAGCACUGUUUCGUCUUCUUCUUCGAGCAGCUCGGCCUCCUCCUCAUCCAGCAGCGUGGCAACUACACUCUCCACAUCCACAGCAUCUGCCUCAGCUUCUUCGUCCACUGCCCUCUCGCUUCCUACUGGCUUUGCUUCCUACGGCUGCUUCGUUGACGGAAGCACUCGCGCCUUGUCCUACUCCGCUUACUCCAGAAGCGACAACACUCCCUACAAGUGCGCAUCUACUUGCCAGAGCUUGGGAUACAAGUACGCAGGUACCGAGUACGGAAGCGAGUGCUGGUGCUCCAACACCGCACCCACUUCCAGCACCAACUAUGGCACUUGGAACUUGAUGGCUUGCUACACCGACAACACCAACGGUCGCGUGUUGCCCAAGACCAUGAGCAUGACCGGUGGUUCCAACAAUGCCACCAUCGCCAACUGCCUUGACGCUUGUGCAAGAAGCGGCCUCAGUGUCUGCGGUGCUGAGUACUACCAAGAGUGUUACGGCGGCUCAGUUGCCCCCAACAACAACCUGAUCGCUGGUUCGGACCCUCUCGCCGCUGGUUGCAACUACCCUUGCAGCGGCAACAAGACUGAAGCAUGUGGUGGAUCCAACAAGAUCCUGGUCUACAUCAACAACGGCACUGCAUCCGCUCGUCACUGA